Molecule: messenger RNA, 249 nt
Organism: Trypanosoma grayi
Lineage: Eukaryota; Euglenozoa; Kinetoplastea; Trypanosomatida; Trypanosomatidae
Exons: 1
Coding region: 1-249 (82 amino acids)
Source: RefSeq, a predicted model, not a curated record
AUGGCAUCGGCGCUCUUCACUGAGAGUGUCUUGACGAGCCCGGGGUCGGUGUUGCCACCGAGACCCGACUUGAAUGUGUCCCGCUCAAAGUACUUCCCACCAUCCUGGAUGCUCGCCUUUGCUUGCGCGCGUGUGCCCCAGCCGUUGAUGCCGGAUGUGGCCUUGGCGCUGUUGCCGCCGAGUGUCGCCUCCUUUUCGAGCAGGAUGACUUGUGCACCGCAGUUCGCUGCCUCAAUCGCGGCGGACUGA